CACUCUCUCUCUCUCUCUAUAAAGAGGUAGCAGUCCCUCCAAAAGAUGAAGAAACAGAGCAAAGGGUCAGAGUGAGCUGUAAGGAGUAAAUCCCCCUUCUUUCUUCUCCUUCUUCUUCCUCUCCCGCAUUCUCUCCUGUUUUCCAUUCUUCUUCCAAAGUAUUUCCAAACUCUCUACCGCUGGGGGAGAAAAGACUCGACGGGAAAAUGGCUGCUUUUCGUCGGACCUUCACCGGAGAAGAUGACGAGAACCUCCCGCGGGUUCAACCACUUCAUCAAGGAGCUCUGCCCUGAAGCCAUCCUGACCAAGAAACUGAUGCUUCCUCGGAAGUUUGUCAAGACGGUGAGGGACGAGCUUUCUCGUGAGGUGUGUCUGGAAGCGCCAAACGGCAGAAUCUGGAUCAUUGGGUUGACCAGAGAACCCGGUGACAGAAACAUAGUGUGGCUCGACUCUGGAUUUGGUGAGUUUCUGAGCUUUUACUCCAUCGGCGCUCGCCAUUCUCUGAUAUUCAAGUACCGUGGCGGCUCCCAUUUCCAAGUGGUCGUCUGCGACAACACCGCCUGCGAGGUUGCGUAUACCGCGGAAGUACUUCCUGUGUCUUUCGGUGAGGAAGAUGGCAGCGACGACCCCGAGUUUGACGGCGAAGAGGCCGAUGGAGAAGAAGAAGAAGAAGAAGAAAUGGACGGCUUUCUGUCCAUUUUAGCAACCCAGAAAUCCCUUCUGUUCUGGUCGUCAUGAAGAAGCUCCACAUUGUUCACCGCCAAAUGGUUAGUACUAUACACUCUCUGUUUGUGGUUACUCGACAAUGCAAAAAGAAGAAGAAAAAAACACUCAUUUAGUUUACUAAUAUGAUGUGUUAGCUAAUUCACGCCUUUGUCGAAUUUGCGCAGUACCUCCCUCUCGAAUUUGCCGAUAAGUACUUCCCUGAAGAUAGAGUAAUGGUGAAGCUGCGUGCUUGUUGCGAGGAGGUCGAGGGGUUUUUGAAUGAAACGCAGGUUGUUGCCGAAAGAGACAAUCAUAAUACCUUGUAUUUAAGACGAAGGUGGGGCGAGUUUCGCACCAACAACGACUUGCACGAGGGAGACGUGUCCCUGCUGCAACUCGUCGAUGUGAAAGACAAGAUCUUCAAUGUUUAUGUUUUUAGGGCUUGAUGAGGAGGGGGGAGGAAUCUGGUAGAGACUUGGAGUUGUUUACUUUGCUGUAUUCAAAUCUUUACUUUACCCGAGCAGCCAUGGAUGCUUGCCCCAUGUGUGCAAUGAGCUGUUGUUUUUCAUGAUUUAUGUUCUGAAAUGGAUUCAAUGUGAAACCAGCUUAUGUUUAUAAGGAAUGAACAUCUUUGACAGUGAAUACCCAUUUCCUAUAUAUCACCAUGGCACAAUUUCCAGCUCCCUGCUUCUUGGUAACAUUGCAGCAGCAAUGAACCUUGGAGAUUAGA
Messenger RNA from Linum trigynum, 1435 nucleotides. The record is from the annotation of a GenBank genome assembly. Lineage: Eukaryota; Viridiplantae; Streptophyta; Magnoliopsida; Malpighiales; Linaceae.